CGUGACAGCCAAGGAAACCGGAGUAGGAAACACACACUGACCUAACGGCCGGUCGGUGCUGCGCGUGCUGCCGUGUGCUGUCGUGUCUCUGGAGGCUCAUUUGGGGAGCUCACCUGGCUGUCGCUGAUGGAGACCAGACAACAAGAGUUGUACUCUGAUGUUCUGAGUGAUGCAGUGGUGGACUGGGGCAGCAUGGGUCCUGGAGAGGAAUGGGUUAACUCAGCCACACACGAGGGAGAGCAGGAGAGAGGACACCUCACAGCAGGGUUCCUGGACUCUGAGCCACUGAGGGAGGCUGACGAAGAUAUGGCAUCAGAAGUCAACUUAAACAACUCCAGCUUGACGGAAGAGGAGAGAGAGGAGAUUCAGCAAGAGCUAAUUAAACUGGAGGAGGAGAUCAGCACGUUGAAGCAGGUUCUGUCGUCCAAAGAGAAGCAGUACGCCGAGCUCAAACAGAAACUGGGAAUGACCUCUCUGAGCGAGCUCAGAAACAACUUCAGCAAAGGCUGGCACGACAUGCAGACGUCCACAGCUUAUAAGAAGACAUCAGAGACGCUGUCCACAGCAGGACAGAAGACCUCAGCCGCCUUCAGCACACUGGGCAGCGCCAUCACCAGGAAGCUCGGGGAUAUGAGAAACUCUCCGAGCUUCAAAUCUUUUGAAGAGAAAGUCGAGACUACAGUGUCCACAAUUAAGACGAAGGUUGGUGGCACAGGACCAGGAGGCAGCUUUGAGGACGUCCUCUGCUCCGCAGCACAUGCCAGCUCUCAGGACACGCCCACCAACAACCUGACAGAUGACCACGACAGGCCGUGAUCGAGCUGCAUCCACUCUGUGAGGCAGGAGUUAAACCAGGAACUGCUGUGUCACAUAUUUACUCUCUGACUGAAAUAUUACCGAAUACUUUUAUUUGAUCACGUGUUGCUUCUGCAAACAAUCUUAUGUUUGCGUUUCCUAACACUUGGAUGGAAUUUUCUGCGACCGUUAAUGCUUGGACUUGAUAGAAUAUUGACAUAAUCUCUCUUUUGGACCAAAUUUGCCCCUAAAUAUUAUGAAGCAGCAGUUUACUACCUUUAUUUUGAAAGAUAGGGACAACUAAUAUUAAAAGUAGACAUACCUUUGAGUGUGUGUCAUAGAACAGCAAGCCUCUCAGAUUACACAUGAAAGUGGGUUUAAAGGAAGUAUCUGUUGACUACUUCAUGACUUUUAACAAGACAUCAGAGCUUGUAAAUCUUGUUUUAAAACUAGUUUAGACCAAUGAUUCAGGACGAGAUGAAACUGUUUAAGUACUUUGCAGAGAAAAGUAGCAGCGAUCUGAACUGGGCUUUACAGCUGGCUGGAUUUAACCAAUGAGACGACAAAUGUCAUCUGCCCUCCAGUGGCCUCCAAACCAUGUUAAACCACAGACUGUGAUCAGAUGAAUUUAAUGGGGAAACACAGCAAAGCCUUGGUUAUAAAAAAGGAGGAUGAGCAGAUUACAGGUCAGCUCCGGGAGGCAAACAGAAUCAAACAAUUUCUCCUGUCACUUGAGGUGAGCGUCUCAUGGUUUGGCUCGUGAGUCACAAGUCACAGCUGGAACUCCUCAGACAUAAAACAACAGAUUAUUGGCUCCUUCUUUUGCCACGUAAAUCCGACAUUAAAUGGAAACAGCCAUGUUGGUACAGGAUCAAAACUGUACUGUAACUUUCAAACCAAAAACUACACUGAAUUUUAUCACUAGAAAUAAGUGUUUGAUAAAAACACACUUUGUGUUACGUUUUCAAUCACCUUGUACUUUGUACUAAAACAUAAACAAUGUACAUAUAACCCGUGUUGAUGUGAUCGACCCAGAUGUCCUGGGUGAAAACAUUUGCAAACUUGUGUAAAUGAUUUUUCACUUAAAGAGAAGAUCUUAAGAUUUUGUUACAGCACCUAAAAAUAUCCUGUAGACUGACUUUGCAGAUGCAGCCAGUCAUGCUACCCUCUGAAAGUCACUGCUGACUGUUGCACACAUUUUCUGCUGCUGACAGUCUGAGCCCAUCUGAAUGCUGGAUCAUAUUUAAGACAUGUUUAUUUAGUCUGUGCAUUCACACUGUGGAAUAACUAUAGGAAGAAAUCAGACAGUGUGUUUGCCAUGUGCAGGGAAAUACUGAGGAGAUAGGAGAGGUUUUCCUUGUAGGCUUUCUCAAAGAAUGAUCUUCUGACAGUAAUGUAUUCAUUUUAACCAAGAGAUCCCUCUCUGGUAGAAAGCCUUUUAAGAAAAUGUAUCCCAACUGCAAAUAUAAUAAAUCAAUCUGGACCAUUCAAGCUGGGGUAGGCAAUUAUAUUUUGGCUUAAUUGGACAAACAUCCCACAAUUGACUAGCAUAGCAUAUUGUAAUUUGAGUGGUCUGAGAGAGAACUAGACUUCUGCACCUCCUCUUGUCUCUGUUUUCAGGCUUUGAACGUGAUUCGUACCUCUGCGUCUAAUAGACACCGUAGCCUACGCCGUAGCCUGAUGUGCACCUCCCCAUAAAUGUAACUACACGUUGCAGCGAUGCAGACCUCUUGGUUAUUUUUGUGGGCUGAAAAAUUUCUCUAAUUUCUGUUAUUCACUUUAAUUUCACAGAUAAGAAACAAUAAAUUGUGAAGACAAUAAAGCCUCCACAAAAAUGGCAUUUUAAGUCUUGUGUGUGAUUUAUCCUGGCUUCAUUUGAGCAGAGGAAAUCUCCGCUCAUUGCUAGGCUAAUUUAUACAAUGUAAAAUAUGCUAAUAAUGUUAGCAUGUUGUAUUUGACAGUUGUUUUGUCGGUGAACCUUGUGAGUUGUAAUGAAGACGAAUUUUAUAACGUUACCUUUGUUAAAUGUUGCUGUUGUCCCUGGCUUCAUAUGAGCAGAGGAAAAGUCCACUAGCUGCUAAGCUAAUUCAUACAAUGUAAACAUUAGCAUGUUGUAUUUGUAGGGAAAAUGUGUCCAGAUAAAGACAAGUGUUUGUCUGUGAAUGCUGCGAGUUAUAGUGAAGCUGACUUGUGUACUUGUGUUUGAAAUUGUCUCUAUUAAGCCAUGUUUAGCUGAUUCAAAACAAACAUUAAACUUUACGGCACUUCACAGAAACCUCUACCGCCGACUAGUGUUUUGGAGGUGUAACUGCAGAGUGACACAGACACACCACUGCAUAGAUGCUCUCAACGGCGUAGACCAGGCUACGGUGUAGGCUCUGCUGCACAAGUAUAAAUCCGCCUUUAGAAAAUGUAGCCCAUCAUUUCAGAGAGGGGGCAUUCCUAUGUACUGUUCUACCGGUGCAGAGGCACGUGCAUGUCCCUUCAGUGAAAGCCUGAUUCAUUCUCGGAGAAUCCUGCAGAGAAAGGUGCUAUUUUAGCGUUGGCAGCACCUGCCUCACUCCAAAGAAACCCAAAAAAAGGAAGACGGAUUUAUCAAAACCAGAGUGUAAAAAGGAGUCUGACAAUAAACUGAAUUUAACACGUGUCAAUAUCAGUGACGCAUUUCAGAGUUGAGAGAAAGUUAAGCCUUCUUCUAACCGGAGCUAAAGGCUCACGACUGCAGCCUCAAGUUCACGUUUGUGUAGUAAACUUUAGCUAAAGCCUCGAAUCACAAUGUGUCCUCCACCUCACCCUGCUACGACAAACCACCUCCCCAGAGGGAGAGGGGGCAGCAGCUCCAGAAACGGACCCUCAGUCAGUGGCCACAGCAACCCAAAUCCAGCCAGGGCAAACUCCAACUCCAGGGGACGGGACAGCAAACUUUCUGUUGCUGCCCUUACACAGAUUAGAUCUGGUGCUGCUGCUGGCCCCCAGCCUGCUGUAACAACUGCCGUUUGGGGGUUUGCACUGGCUCACGCACAGUCUUACAACUGUUGUCCACUCUCCUACCAUGGUAGCAGAAAGCCAAUUUUCGUCUCAUUUGUGCACUAAGCUGCAUGCAACUACAUUGCACUACAUUGAAACAAGAAUAAAUCAAUGUAUGGGAAACACUGGGUUAGUGCAUGCCUAUGUCCGUGGUUGUCUGGUGGGAGGGACUUAAAACAGAGUGGGGAGCUGCAGGACUAGGGUGUAUUUUCAAAUUCUGCUUCUCCUUUUUUUUUGCUUUAGACUUUUCCAGAUUUCUGCCGACCCCAGCUUUAAGUCUAAUGCUGGAAAUUAAAGAAACAUCUGUAAACACACUUCACUGCAAACAUCUUCACUCCAGCAGUUUAAACUCGGGACAUUUAUUUUGGAAAAUGUUUUUUUACCCUUGAUUUGAACUGCUGUACCUCAGAUGACUGAUGGAUUUACACUGACAUCACAUUUAACUCUAAAAUGGUCCAGAUAACAUAAAAACCCUUUUUUCUGGUGCCUGUUGCUAUGUAGCUGACACAUAGUAUAACAUAAACGUAACAUCACACUGCUGCAGAUCUGAUUCUUAACUCUAUCUGGUGCAGAACUUAACCGUUAAAUGCUGAGAGACAACAUCAGUUUUUACUGCUCAUGUUAUGAACAGGUUGGUGCCACAAAAGAUUAAAAAUCUCAUAAUUUACUGUUUCUGUAAAAACAUCUUCUUUCUUUUAAACUCUUACAGUUUGGCCUCUGUGGCCGCUGCUGCGUAACUUUACCAUCAAACUAACGAUCUAUUUUCAAUAUAUAAUCUGUUUUGUGUUUCUCAUAUUGUCUCUCAUGUGUUUUAAGAUUUUAUUUUCUUUGCUGUGGUUUGAACAGAUACCCCCAGAUCAUUUCAUUUAUUGUUUAACGCCGUCUGUCUGAAAUGUAUUUAAUAAACUUCAUGCCAACAUUCAAGUACUGAAAGAAUCAUAUGUAGCUGGAACAAGCUGACCUGUGACCAGAUAACUGAGGUAAUUCAUGUUCUGUCAUUGGAAAAUUACAGUUCAUAUCUUACAUCUGUACAGUGUGUUUGGAAGAAAUUUGAAUACAGCAUCAGUUAAAAAACCUUUUUACACCCAAAGACUGUAACAUUCAAAUAAAAUAACAUUGUGUUUAA
Molecule: messenger RNA, 4948 nt
Organism: Epinephelus fuscoguttatus (brown-marbled grouper)
Lineage: Eukaryota; Metazoa; Chordata; Actinopteri; Perciformes; Serranidae
Gene: tpd52l1
Product: tpd52 like 1
Exons: 8
Coding region: 127-816 (229 amino acids)
Biological process (GO): positive regulation of MAP kinase activity; positive regulation of apoptotic signaling pathway
Cellular component (GO): cytoplasm
Source: RefSeq, a predicted model, not a curated record